GACCGGUGGUGGUGUUAAGAUGGCGGCGGCGCCGCGCGGUCAGAGUCGCUGAGUGAAUCGCGCGCUCGCGGCAUGGAUCGCCUUCGUGUCCCACCAGUCCCGUCCCCAGCAGUGCGAUGGGUGCCCCCCCGCCCGCUCAGGGCCCGCCCGUGGCCCGGGGCACCCGCAGCUCAGGGCAGCAGGGCAAGGCCUCACCGCCCCCUGUGCAAAGCAGGGCUUUCUCAGCUCCCGGAUCCUGGGAGUUAGUAAAAAAAAAAAACAAACCAAAACAACCAACGCCGCGGUGUGUAAAGCCAAGUGUUUACGCAGCACCCGCUGGGCCCUAUUGCAGCUCCUAUCCGCCCCCCCGGCGAUAAACCCUUCAGAGGAAAACCUUUUAUGGCUGUGAAGUCGGCGCUCAGCAUUUACAGCCCCAACCCCAGCACGCAGCCCCGUGGGGAUGCUGGGUGACCUCUGUCCCGUCACAGCCAGACAACGAAGCCAUAAUGAUAACACUGAGAUAUUUUUAGACCAGCUGCUAUCAACGAGAUUGCUUUCCCUGCAUAAAAGCAAAGGAGCCCCUCCCAGAGCAGGGAUUACCUGUCCCCUGCUGAUUUCAUUAAGCCACUCUCUCUUUUCGCCCUUCUUUUCCCCCUUCCCCGGCAGCACGAAGCAGGGGGGCUGCUGGCUGUUGGCUGGGAUGGCCGUGUAGGUGCCUUAUCUCAGUCCUCAGGUGGCCUUUGCACUUUCCCCUGCAUUAUCGAAGCGCCCACACGCCCUCAGAUUACGACAGGGCAAGGUUAGAAAGGUGUUCUGUCUGCAUCACGUGCAGCACCUGAGUAACCUGCUUGAAGGGGACGGUGAGCCAGGGCGUGUUACAACUUGGGCUGUGCAAUCUCCUGGCAGCCCUCGUGUUGCCACAGAGGAAGUUAGCAAUGGGGAGGGCUCCCCAGAGCUGAGCUCCUGGCUAAGGCAGGCGGCCCCCAGGCUUCUGCCCAAGCCAGAGCAGCGAGGGCUGUCCUUUGGAAGGAGGCACAGAGAGCAUCCCCUCCUGAUCUCCAGCCCAGCGCUGCUCUUGGCAUUUCUUCUCCUGCAGGUUUGCCCUUGUUUCCCCCUCACGUCCUGCCCAGGUGUUGGCAGGGAGAGGUCUGAGCGAGCUCGCUUCUGCUUGAGAUCUCCGCUCCCUUUGCCACUACAGCAGAGACCUUCCCCAGGCAGCAUCCUUUGCCGCGGAAUGUGCCUCCCUUCGUCGUUGUCUUCAUCAGGAGCAGCUGUGCAAUGCACACAGGUGCACUUGGCACCAAUCACGCUGUGUGCCAGCGCUGCCCCGGGUGGCAGCUCGAGCUGCUUCUGAGCUUUCUGGGAGCAAAGCCAAAAGAGCAGCUGCCAUAAUUGAUGGCAUUCCACAGGAGCUCCGUUUCCACGAAAAAUGCAGGAAUGAGAUACGAGGUGCUCUAGAAGGAACGCGCCCGGAGGGCUCAGAUCAAAACGAAGACUGCAUUUCAAUGACUAAAAUCAACCCAGCAGGCAGGCGAUGCCCCACACGCACACUGAGAGGCUGGUUAAUUGCAACCCGAUUAAAAAUCAAGCAGCAAAGAGCAGGGAGCUCGGAAACAUACAGCAGAGCUCACACACAUGCCUAUGUAUUGCACAGCGAGGUGGAAGAGGAGCAUGAUUCAGGUUCUCACUUCCCUGGUACUUCUGCCUGUCAUCAUCCCCAGAUGUUUUGUUAUUAGCAACGGCUUAAAUCAACACGAGGGAUUAGCAGGAAUGUGUGGAAAGCUGGAGUGGUUCUGCUCGUUGUGCGUGCGGUGUGGUAACACCGAUUGGCCAAGGAGCUGCGGGGUGGGUGGUGGGAAGCAGAGAGGCGUGUGCUGCUGGAUGGCACCGUGCUCCGUGUGCCUCCACCGAGCUGUGCUGCUCUGCUCCCCCGUGCAGAAAGACCAAAAAGCUUUCAGGACACUGAGAGAAGUCCAGCAGCGUCAUUCUUCCCUUUGCAAACUGAGUCGCUUAAUGUGGAUCCGUAAAAUGGCUUCAUAUAGAACAAUGCAGAGGUGGGGGAAGAGAGGAGGGGCUGAAACACAGCACCUCGGACGCUUUAUUUCCCAUUUAACUAAAUACAAACCCACCAGGUUUGCGGGUCCCUCCGUGCCUGCUGUUAGCCCUACCGCCGCUGAGCGAUGCUGUGCCCUGCGUUUCGGUCGUGCCUCCUCGUUUGCUCGCCAGGAGCCGGGCUGCCUGCUCUGCUCUGCGCCUGUUGAAUAACUGCGGGGCAGCACAUGGAGUGCAGGGAGGAAUCCCCUGGAGUCUCCCCAGAUCCUCACACCCGAGCUGAGCGGCUAUCUGGAGCUACAGAGAGGAACUUUUCCCCCCCGGUACCUCAUCUGAGGGAGCACAGGCUGCAUUCAGCCCACCGCCCCAAGGAGGGGCUGCGUUUGCAGAAAAGCAGUGUGCACCAGGCUGCUUUCGUUCUUGGAAAUCAGAUUUGCAGCAAGCCACAAGUGAUGGAAAGCGAGAUUUGCUUCAUGUGCCGCAUCCUUGGCUCAGCCUCUGCUAGCACUUCUCAGGCAGGGCAACCCAGUGUGCAUCCCAAAAUCAGGCUGAGGUGCCAGCUGGGUGCAGGGUUGGGAUGCUUUGGGGUGUCCCGUGGCUCGGGGUGCCCGCUGACUGCGCUGUUGCCAUAUGAGGUCGCUCUGUCACCGCGCCUCGACAUCCCUGCGCUGGCCCCGCAGGGCCACAGCUGUUCCCACUGCACGGAGCCAGAGUACACUGUGUUCACCCAGAGUCCUUUAUUAAGCAAAAUGUUUAUGCAUGCCUCUGCUCCGAUGAACAUCUUGGCCGGCUCACGCAAAGCCUGCUCUGCACCGCGCCUCCAGCUGCCGGCGGGCCUGGGGAAGGGUCAGGGGGACCCUGCAUUUAGGAUCCUUCUGCUGGCUGCGUCCCCACGGUGGGCAGCCCCUAGCUUGGUCUCUGUGCCAUCAGUCCUGCUGCAAGCCCUUGAUGCCUUGGGGUUGCUGCUGGCCCCUCUGAGGGGCUAUGGGAGGCUACGCUUUGGCACCGUCCCCACAAACCUGCCAGCCCUUCCCACUCCAGCAGGGCUUCGGGGUGCAGCUGGGGGUUCCAAAAGCAGCUGGUACCUGGGCCCCAGCAUGUCUCUGGCAGUGCAGAACAGCAUUCCUGGCAUUGUUCCUCCUCAGCAGCCUCCUGGCACAUCACCCCAGUGUGCUGCCGCUGUGUCCAUGCUCCUGCUGAGGCCUCCAGCCCUUCCAAGGGGUUUCCCCACUGAGAAGAAAGCUGCACACCUUGGGCAAGGGGCACCAGCACUCCAAGGUCUUAUAUAACCCUGCAGAUGAAUCCAGAGCCAUGGAAAGGUGUUGGGAAGCUGCUGGGGACCUCAGGACACCAAUGUGGGAUGAGGACAGGUCCCAUCCUAUGGGAUGCAAAAGGAUGGGCACAUGAGCUGGGAUCUGUACUGUGGGUCCCACAGUUGAACAGGGCCUCAAGGAAUGGCUCUGUCUCAUGUUUUGGAGGGUCACACGAGAUGGAGCAUCCCAGUAGCACAGCAGGGCUGCAACAAACCAGUGGGACCAGUGCUGAACUGGUGAUCUUUCAGGUGAUGCGAUGGGUGCCUUGUAAGAGAGACCAGCCCCGUGUGUUUGACAGGGAGAAGAAGGGAUCUGCAGCAAACCUCAGGGCUCACUGCCUUGAAUUUGGCACGCCAAAAAACUGGUGGCCACCAGGUGCCAAUGGCCUUCGUGUCGGUGACAUCGUGCCAUUGGACACGCAGGUGUGCCCGGCCGCCCGUGCAGGCUGGGGGACUUUCCCAAGAGUGCUGGCUUUUGGCAGAGCUGGUUGCCCAAGCAGCCCCAUGCCCCUGCCAAGCUGCGUGCCACGGCCCUUGCGCAAUGGUGUUGAUAAACACUGCAGGGCAUGCCAAGUCCUGUGGGCCGCAGCUGUGUGCUGGGGCUGCAGGGAGUGCCCGGCGAGGCAACAGGAAUUUUCCACUCGGCAGAGUACGUCUCGCCCAGCCGGGUAUUGACCCAGCGAGGUGAAGACUUGUCUGCUGGUGUCCCAGCUGCCUGUCUGACCCUACCAGCCUUGCUGCACAACCCUGUUCUGGGUACUAGUCAAGGCUGGGGUUGGCACACCAAUGGGACUGGGAUGGGGUGCCACUAAGCCCAAGGCAAUCUAGCUAUCCCCAUGGAGACGUUGUGUCCUUAGCUUUCCCUUUCCAAGGAUGUUAUUGCUUUCCAAGAAUAAGGACCUUGUCCUGAGGGCGUAGUCCAUGUCCCCAGGACUUGCUUUGUCCUUGGGAUGGAGAUCUCUUCGGUGUUCCUCUUUGCAUGCACCCCACAUGGUGCUGUGGUGGUCCUUUCUGAGAGCCUUCCUUCUCAGGGCUGCAUGGGGAAAGCCACUGGCAAUGGGAUGCACAUGUAGGUGGUGCCCUGUGGUCCCAAACCUUGGAGUGGCACAGCGGGCCCAGUUUAGGACAUUCCUGCUUGGUUUAAAGGGGCCUGAGGGGCAGAGAUCCCAACCAUUCCUUUGGGGAAUCAUUUCAGACCCUGAUGUCCAGCUCUCAGGUUUGCUGAGGGGCUCCAUCAGCACUUGGUUUGCUGCAGAAGUUGGGCAGGGAGUUAAAGGAACCUCCUUCCCUUCCCUUCCCUUCCCUUCCCUUCCCUUCCCUUCCCUUCCCUUCCCUUCCCUUCCCUUCC
Molecule: messenger RNA, 4691 nt
Organism: Gallus gallus (chicken)
Lineage: Eukaryota; Metazoa; Chordata; Aves; Galliformes; Phasianidae
Exons: 1
Coding region: 2259-3320 (353 amino acids)
Source: RefSeq, a predicted model, not a curated record